Messenger RNA from Caenorhabditis remanei, 819 nucleotides. RefSeq lists its product as uncharacterized. Bases 1 to 819 code for a protein of 272 amino acids. The transcript has 8 exons. Gene Ontology annotation, biological process: carbohydrate metabolic process. The record is from RefSeq and is a predicted model, not a curated record. Lineage: Eukaryota; Metazoa; Nematoda; Chromadorea; Rhabditida; Rhabditidae. Gene Ontology annotation, cellular component: membrane. Gene Ontology annotation, molecular function: galactoside 2-alpha-L-fucosyltransferase activity.
AUGUUCGAGCUGGCUUCUUUACUUGGAAUGGCAAGAACUCUGAAUCGAACUCCUUUAUUUUUUAUAGAAGAUGAAUCAUACGCGAAAAUGUUGGCGGAAAUGAGAAUUGUUAUUCCUGGUCUGGUGAAGCAAUAUCACAUUGUUAAUGGAUCGGUACCACCUCCAACUAAAACUACAUUCUUCACUGAUCGAUGUUGUGUUUAUGUUAAUCCAAAGAUUCUAUUGAAUAACGAUGACCUAUAUCUUCAUCUUUCUGGUUCUUUUUAUCAGAGUUGGAAAUACUUCCCAGAAAUGCGCGGCGAAUUGCUUGGAUACGUUAAAAAAUCCAAUAAAACCUCUGGGCUUCUUCCCAAAUCUGAUAUUAAAACAUUUGUAACUUGUGUUCAUGUCAGAAGAGGUGAUUUUCUACUUGUUGGAUUCGCAGCUUCUGAUGCAAGAUUUAUAAAAAGCGCUUUGAAAUUUAUUGAGGAAAAAGAGGACCCAAAAAAGCAAAAUAAGGUCAUCGUUUUCUUCGGUGACAGUAUUAAAUUCAUGAAGGAGCUGUCCAAUGAUCUAUUAUUAGUCAAUGGGAAACAAAAAAAAAUAUCUCACUAUAUAUCUACGAAUUCUCCAACGGAUGAUCUGAUUUAUGCGAAGGAAAAUUGUGAUGCCGUGCUGAUCAGUGCUCCACAUUCAACGUUUGGCUGGUGGAUUGGAUACUUUUCGAAAUAUAAUAAAGUGUAUUUCAUGGAUAUUCGAGCGACGAAUGAUCACGUUUAUGCACGGGAGAAGGCAAACUUCAUCCACAUGAUUAUUAUAUGCCACAUUGGAAAUCGUUAA